This is a messenger RNA of Dendronephthya gigantea, 1578 nucleotides long. RefSeq names its product L-tryptophan decarboxylase-like. Gene Ontology annotation, molecular function: phosphatidylserine decarboxylase activity. NCBI's taxonomy places the organism in Eukaryota, Metazoa, Cnidaria, Anthozoa, Malacalcyonacea, Nephtheidae. Gene Ontology annotation, biological process: phosphatidylethanolamine biosynthetic process. Bases 194 to 1531 code for a protein of 445 amino acids. Gene Ontology annotation, cellular component: mitochondrion. The record is from RefSeq and is a predicted model, not a curated record. The transcript has 6 exons.
AUCGAUUAUUCCUGCCGCUAACGAAAUUUUUCAUUGCGAAUUCUUCAUCUUUCUUCGUGGUUGCAUUGAAGAGGUUUGUUAUAGGUCGAAGCGCAGUCCAAAAUUAUUCGCUUAUUGAAGUUUCUCUGUGGAGUUUCAAAGUCUUUAUUGUGAAGAUAUAAACAUUUGAGAGAAAAGUUCUUGAAGCGUCAUUAUGGAAUUUAAACGCGAAAAACUGCCACUUGUUAUCGACAGAAACAAGGCUAAUGAAUGGUUGGCUACGUUGAUCCAGGAAUUAAGGAAAAACGAGAAGGAUAAAGUGGACCUGAUGUUUAAAUUAUAUCCGCCAGCUGUUGAUGAAAAUUCAGCCAAAAAUAAUAAUCGUUAUCCUGUUGUUGAGAAAAGCGAGAUACAUCUUCAUCCUCCUGUUGAAGCAUUGAUGAAUGCAAUCUUACGAGACCCAGAGAUCAAUAUGUUUUUUCACCAAAUAUUCUGGCAACAACAAGAACUGUCAGAUAACAAAGAAAAUCCCAUUUGGUGUUGGCAAAUCAUGAUCCUUCUCUUCGACAUGAUUAUGACUAGAGCUCCUGAAUUCAAUCGAGAUGAGAUUUAUAUCUCACCAAUUUACGUGGCAUUGAGUUUGGCAAUGGCUACAAAAGCUGGUUUUUCUGCGUUUUGUAGCGACAAGGUAAACAAAUUACUGAAAGACAUUUUGAAUUACUGGGGCGAGUUCCUUUGCAGUUCAGCAUCUACCUACGUCUUAAACGAUGAUGAACAUUCAGGUUGGUUUGGUAAAGACGCAAUGGAGGUAAUGCCAAAUUUCACAGAAGAAUAUGAAUGUGACUCAAGUAAACUUCACUACGGCUUUACAUCCUGGGAUGAUUUUUUCGCAAGAAAAUAUCGAGAAGGAAUACGGCCUGUUGAAGCACCAGAUGACAAUAGUGUUGUAGUGAAUGCCUGCGAGUCUGAACCUUUUAAAAUUGCCUAUGAAGUGAAGCAACGAGAUUUGUUCUGGAUUAAAAGUCAAUAUUAUUCUUUAGAUCACAUGUUGAACAACGAUGACCUGGCUAAGAAUUUUUAUGGUGGAACAGUGUACCAAGCCUUCUUGAGUUCAUACAGCUACCAUCGAUGGCACAGUCCUGUUUCAGGCUAUAUUGUGAAAACUGAGCUGGUGGACGGUUCAUAUUAUAGCCAAACACAAGAUCUUCCAAGCGAUGCCUUGAUUAGUGAGCACCAGGGCUAUCUCUGCCAUGUCGCUGCACGUGGUAUUAUUUAUAUAAAUGCUGAUAAUCCUGAUAUUGGUCUGAUGGUUUUCAUUUCAAUAGGAAUGAAUGAAGUCUCCAGCAACGAGAUCACCGUGAAAGUCGGAGAUCACGUUAAAAAGGGAGAUGAAAUUGGUGCUUUCCAUUUUGGUGGCUCGAGUCAUUGCCUCGUUUUCCAGCCUUGGGUGAAAAUUAUGUUUCAUCUACAUGGUGCUGCUAGUACGCCUAGUGGGUUCUCCAAUAUUCCAGUUAAGUCAAAAAUUGCCGUUGUCAGUAAGGCCAGAAUGUAAUGAAAAAUGUAAAAAAAUCAUUAUAUCCGAGCUUGCUCCAAUUUGUU